AAUAUUGUGUAUAAUAGAUAGAAUAAUUAUUUUGAUAUUAUAUGUUUUUCUAAUUUACCACAGCCACUUCUUAUAUUCCCUGAACAUCAUUCAACAUUCUAAAGUAUUUAUGUAUAAAAACAAUAAACUGUAUAGAAAUAUUUGUAGGUUAUUGUCGAUAAUUCGUAAACAAAUAAUUCGCCGUCGUUGUCAGCCCGACACAUUUGCCGUGCCAUUAUUCGAAAAAAAUAAUUUACUUAAUCGAUUAGACUUCACAUCAAACUAAAUGUAUUUUUAUGCCGUAUCAAACAAAAACUUUACGACGAUCGCCUAAGAUGGCCAUGUUGAAGAUUCAAGACAGACGCCAAUACUGCAAACUACAAAUGCAUUUGUGUUUAUUCCGAGCACACAUGUAAAUGAUAAAAGCAGUGGUAUGAGGAAAUAAGGAUUAUAAUAAUUCACUAUUUGUAUAUCCAAGUUUUUUUGAUGAUUUCAUGGAUUAGAGAGCAAUUUACAGAAUCUGGGAAUAGCAGGAAGAAUUCAAGGAGUGCUAAAAAGCCCUCCUUGAAUGGUUCUUCCAAAGAAAUCAAAGGAAUGCAAACAUCUACAGCAUCAGAAGGUUUUCUUAUUAAAGUUGUUAGUCUGGAAGGGGAUGUUUUGAAUGUUGCUGUGACACAGGAAUUUAUGAUUCACAAAGUUAAAUCGAUAGCUACGGAACAUUUUUAUGGACAUGACAAAACUGCGGGAGUUUUUCAAUUUCGCUUGAUACAUGCAACAGUUUUGAAAUCACUUGACGAUGAAAAAACUUUAAAGGAUGAAGCAAUUUCAGAAUCCGAUGAACUGUUAUUAGUUAAAAUUAGAGAUCAUUCUGAGCAAUUAAAUUCGUCAGAAGAUAAUUUAAAAGCACCAACCGAAGAAAUCAUAAUGAAUGCGACAAAAGAGUUACCAGUUAAAAAUGCGCCAAAGCCGGCAAUAAAUUCCGAUUGUCCUGAAGAUUUUCAGAAUGAAAUUCGUAAAAUCUUCAUCACACUUGUACAAACAUCUGCAAAAAUUCUUAUGUACAGUCCAGAUGCUCAAAAAUUUUAUGAAAUUAUUAAAGAUAAAUUAGAAGAACAAUUAAAGCCACCUAACGAUCCAAAGGCUGUGAAGUAUUUAGUAGAAAUGGGCUUUUCAGAAGUUAAAGUAACAAAGGCACUUCAACUUAAAAAAAUGAAUACAGCAGAGGCGUUGGAAUGGCUGUUCGAACAUCAAGAUGAUUCCGAUAACGAUGAGGAUAUACCAACUUUAGAAACAAUAUUAGAUGCGGAUGCCGGUCCUAGUUCAUCAGGUACAAUAAAAAAAGCAAAGAAGAACUCUAUUAGAGAGACUAUCCAUAAGCUUUUUAAAAAACAUAAUGAAUCGGAGAAAAAAGAACCAAAUCUUGUUCAUAUUGUUAAUCUACUAUUAAAUAGUUUUCGACAAUAUCAAAAAAUGGAUUUUAAGCCCAGUUCGUCAUUAGUUCAAUCUUUGGAAGAAAUGGGUUUUGAAAAGCCAAAGAUUUUAGAAACACUUAAAAUUACAGGCAAUAAUCAGGCAAAUGCAUGUGCAUGGUUACUGGGAGAAAGAAGAGCGAGUUUAGAAAAUUUGUACGAUGGCAUGGACCCUGAUGGACCUAUUUACAAUGCAAUAAUGAAUAAUCCUCAAAUUCAACUGAGUCUCACAGAUCCAAAAAUGUUAAUUGCUUAUUUAUCGAUGCUAGAAACGUCUAAAUCAACAAGUAUAUGGAUGAAGGAUCCGCAAGUUUCGCCAAUACUUAGCCAAAUAUUUAAAACGUAUCACGCCGAAAAGCACGCGAUUCUUUUGAAUCGUUAUAAUAGCAGCUAACGUUUUCUCUAUUGCUCUUGUGUUUGUAUGAAUCUACAUUUUGAUAUGAAAUUAUAAAGAUUAACUUUA
Molecule: messenger RNA, 1911 nt
Organism: Ceratosolen solmsi marchali
Lineage: Eukaryota; Metazoa; Arthropoda; Insecta; Hymenoptera; Agaonidae
Gene: Kpc2
Product: Kip1 ubiquitination-promoting complex subunit 2
Exons: 9
Coding region: 466-1842 (458 amino acids)
Cellular component (GO): ubiquitin ligase complex
Molecular function (GO): protein binding
Source: RefSeq, a predicted model, not a curated record